This is a messenger RNA of Diaporthe citri, 552 nucleotides long. RefSeq lists its product as uncharacterized. The coding region runs from base 1 to 552 and encodes 183 amino acids. Lineage: Eukaryota; Fungi; Ascomycota; Sordariomycetes; Diaporthales; Diaporthaceae. The record is from RefSeq and is a predicted model, not a curated record. The transcript has a single exon.
AUGGCUACCCAGUCGGCGAUCAUCUGGCCAGCCAAAUUCACCCCAGGCGAGACGGACAACUAUGUGUCCAAUGAGGUCAUCGCCAAGGGGAUCACAGCCGCACAGAUCUGGGCGCUGCUGGACGAUAGCACAAAGUGGGAGUCCUACUACCUGAACUGCGGUCAAAUCACCGUGCCCGAGUCGGGACCCAUGCUCAAGAAAGGCGACAUCUUCAAGUUCGCCACCUUCGGCUUCCCGCCGUUGACCUGCACUGUAGAGGAGUCCGUGACGCCAGGGAGCGGCACAGCGGGAAGGCUUGCGUGGAGCGCUGAUGCGGGGGAUGGGGCUGCCAUCUAUCACGCUUGGCUGGUGGAGGACUUGGAAGGCGGCAGGGUGAGGAUCUCGACGCAGGAGAGCCAAAUUGGGUCGAUUUUCCAGGAGUGGGCAGGAGCAGUGCCAAACAAGAUGCUGCUAGGACACCAAGACUGGUUGGAUGGUUUGGUCAAGACGGUGCGAGGGCAGCAGGUGGAUGAGACGAAUCUGAAGAGCGUCGGGAUCCCUCAGAGGACCUGA